Rotaria sp. Silwood1 is the source of this 1566-nucleotide messenger RNA. The record is from the annotation of a GenBank genome assembly. Lineage: Eukaryota; Metazoa; Rotifera; Eurotatoria; Philodinida; Philodinidae.
AUGGUUUGGAUAUGUAAUGCAUGUAAAAAAGGUCGACAUAGAUCUUGUGAAAAUGAAUGGCAAUGUGAUUGUCAAUGCAAUGUAAAUGGUAGUGCUGAUAUUACACAAAAAAGUCUUGCUAUUGUUGGUGGAACAGCAUUAGCAGUUGGUGGUUUAGCUUUUACUAUAUGUACUGGAGGUUUAGGAGCAGUUAUUAUUGGUGGUGGAAUGUUAGGUGCUGGUAUUAGUUCAACUUGGAAUGGUGCUGAAAAAGCAAUCAAAGGUGAACGAAUCAAUGGAAAAACAUACAUUGCUGAUGUUGCUUUUGGUGCUGUUACAGGUGUAGCAACUGGUGGUGUAGGUGCUGCAGGUGAAACAAUAGCUACGAAUGUUGUUAAACAAGGUGCUAAAGAAGUUGUAAAAGCUGGAGCACAAAAAUUAGCUGUACGAGCUACAACUGGUAUUGUUACUGGAGUGACAGCAAAAGCAAUAGAUGAAGUUAAACAAUGUUCAACAAAUGAUAAAAAAUGGUCAGAUUAUGGAAAAACUUUUGAUGAAAAUGGUGAAGAAAAAGGAACAGCUGCUUCAUGGAUAACAAGUGCAGCUGUUGGUGGAUUAGGUGGAGUUAGUAGUCAUGUUAGUUCAAAUUUAUCGAAACAAGUUACAUCUAAUGUUGCUAAAAGUGUUACACGUGUUGUUGUUAGUGGAACAAGUGCAGCAGUUAGUGAUGCAACAAUUCAAAGUGUUAAUAUAGCUGUUGGAAAUCAAGAUGAAUAUGAUUUUAAACGUACUGUUACAAGUGCUUCGACAAGUGCAAUAAUGACAGCAGCUCAAGAAGGAACUAAAAAUGCUAUUUAUAAAGUUAAUGGUGGAAAAGAUAUUAUAUUACAAGAUAAAGCAAAUAGAAAAUUAAUUGAAGAAAAAGUACCUGAAGAAGAUCAACAAAAAGCAAUUAAUGGAUAUGAAAAUUUGAAGAAAACAUCUCAAAAUACAUUGAAAGAUGAAGCAGUAAAAUCUUUUAGUAUUACUAAUUCAAAACCACGAAUAGCUUAUCAUGAAUCAAUUAUUAAAGAUUAUGAAUCUAAAAUUAAUAAUGAAUAUGUUUUAAAAAAAAAUGCAAUUGCUAUAAAAGAUAUACAAGCAAUUAGACAACAUCAACAAAAUAUAGAUAAUUUAAAACUUGAAAAAAAUCAAGCAAUUCAAAAUUUUAAUAAUGUCGAUAUAUAUAAAAAAAGUGAUAUUAAAAUGAUGAAUUCUAAUAAUGCUCAUUUUCUUAUUGAUGAAAAAGCUGGACAAAUAGCUGUUGAUAUUAAAGAUUCUAAUGAAAUUUCUCGAGGAUUAAAACGAGAAACAUUUGAUUUUGAUACUGAUAAAAAAGGACGUGUACAACUUAAAUUUUCUGGUUAUACAGAUAAACAUGAUUAUUCAAGUAUGCCUGAUUAUGGUAAAGGUGAUUAUGAUAAAACUCAUCUCAAAUGUGAAACUAUGUUACAUAAUGACUUAAAAGUAGCAAAUGGACAAGUAAAUAAUCUUACAGGUCAACAAUCAUUACAAGAUGAAAAGAAAAAGAAGAAAAAACAAAAUUAA